CAUAUAGAUAACACAGAAGAUGCCGAUACAGGCACCACAGUGGACAGAGUUUUUAUCCUGUCCUGUGUGCUAUAAUGUCUUCAAUGAAGAGCUAUAUAGGCCAAUCAGUCUGGCCUGUGGUCACACUGUCUGUAAAACAUGCUUGUCAAAGUUCCAGCAGCGGAAGUGCCCGUUUGAUCAGUCUCUGAUAACACGAGACAUCGACGAGCUCCCCGCUAACUUUGCAUUGUUACAGUUACUCAGCGUGUCAGCGUCACCUGAUACCAAACUUCCAUGUGUACCAGAGGAAUACAAGAAACAUUAUGAAAAGUCUAAGAAAUGUGUGGAGGAUCUGGCUCUGCUUUUGAAACCAGUCUCAUCCACCAGUACUGGGUCAAUAAUAUCAGUAUCCACAUCAAGUUCUAGUAGUCCCGGAGUACCAAGCUGUGUCUUAAGUAGACCUAUGCAACGUAAGCUGAUCUCGCUGGUUAACUGUCAGCUAGUUGAAGAGGAGGGUCGUGCACGAGCUCUACGUGCUGCAAGGUCACUUGGUGAAAGGACGGUCACUGAACUUAUAUUGCAGCAUCAAAAUCCUCAACAGCUCUCAUCAAAUCUCUGGGCGUCAGUACGUGGUCGUGGGUGUCAAUUUCUCGGGCCUGGGAUGCAAGAGGAAGUGCUGAAGCUGAUUCUGCUUGCACUAGAAGAUGGUUCGGUUUUGUCAAGGAAGGUAUUAGUUCUGUUUGUGGUACAGAGACUGGAAGCUCAAUACCCACAGGCAUCUAAGACUGCUAUAGGUCAUGUGGUACAGCUGUUAUAUAGAGCCUCCUGUUUUAUGGUGACCAAAAGAGAUGAGGAAUCAUCAUUGAUGCAGCUGAAGGAAGAAUUUCGUUCGUACGAGUUUCUGAGACGUGAGCAUGAUUCACAGAUUGUACAGAUUGCAAUGGAAGCCGGACUGAGGAUCGCACCUGACCAGUGGUCAUCUUUAUUGUAUGGUGAUUCCACUCACAAGUCUCACAUGCAGUCUAUAAUUGACAAGCUUCAGACCCCUCAGACAUUCUCACAGAGUGUGAGUGAACUGUUGAUAGCCUUACAGAGAACAGGGGACCCCUAUAGUUUAUCACAGCUGAGACCAGAAUUAGAGUUCCUGUCUAACAUAGACCCUAGUCCAGAUGUACCUUGCCCUACCUGGGAUAACUUAGUUGGUGUGUUAAGGGCUGUCAAGACUGUGAUCGAAGGCUUGGUGAAGUUUCUACAGAGUGCCGGUGCCAGAAAACCGGAUCUAUCCAUGCCGUUUAAUGCCCGGUAUAAAACCAGCUAUUGUAGAGAUUAUAUGGAGCAUGGAAACUGUCCUAGAGCUAACAGUUGUACAUUUGCUCAUUCUGAAGAAGAGUUGGAUAAGUACAGGCAGAAAAGUAGGAAAAUACCACGAGGUCCUGGUAGCUAUAGAGAUGAUGACAGAUCUCAGUAUGAUAGUUAUGACUAUUUGGAUGAUAAAGAUAGUUAUGGUUAUAGACACGAUCAUUCACAGUCAAGGGGCGCCUCUUAUCCUCCCAAACCAUUUCAACUCUCUAAAUCAAUGACCCACCCAGUGUCUUCUCUUCAAAGACAUCCACCUCCAAAGCGACCUCAACUUCCUCAAGGCCCAGUUCCUAAUCCAGGAGCUCCGCCUUUAUAUAAAUCCCCUCCCACACAAAGACCUCCCCCUCCAUUUGUAGCACCUCCUCUACAAUCAGCAGUUCCUGGUCAGACGACUCCUGUACAACCUCAAUUUGAAAUGACUCCGCCUCCACAGUUAGCAACGCCCCAGGCAGUCAUGACGCAACAGAUGGCUCCGCCUAUACAAGAAACCCCAUCCCCACAAAGUGAACAAUUUGUAGUUGUUGGAAAACCUGUUUGUCAGACUGUUGAUAAUGUAGAUAUGGGUGAUAAUAUGAUUAAACCACCUGUUGAGAUGGUGAUUGGACCAGGUGGAUACAUCCAGCCUACAGGUAACAUAGUACAGUCACCAGUCACACCCACAGUUAAUUUUGCCACACCUACUCAUGAAUAUAUUUCACAAGUAGAUCCAGCAUUACAGCAACAAGUUGGAAAUUCCCCCAUAGCUGUCAUGCCUCCAAAUGAUGACUCAGCUAUUCUUCAGGCAGGAAAUGUUAUUCCUCAAGCAAAAAACAUGGUAAUGCCACAAGGCCUGCCUCCUUCAAUGGCCCCGCCUCAAAUGUCAGUUCAAGUCAAUCCCCAGGGUAUGAUGCAGCAAGGAAUGAGUAUGGAAAUGCAGCAAGGGGCAAUGAUGCCAGGAGGAGGAGCUUCCAAUAUGCCACCCAACAUGCCACAGAUUGGUGGAAUGAUGUAUCCAUUUAUGCCACCUUAUGGUCCUCCAGCUGGUUCUGGUAUGAUGCCACCAAGAUUUUCAGUGCACCCGAUGAUGUACGGACAGUAUCCGUACCCUGCCGUACACCCGUACAUGGCGUAUUACCAGCAAGGCUUUGUUUCUGGUGAGAACUCCCAGUUACAAUAUGACAACUAUUACACGUCUCUCAAUCCAUUUGCUGAACCAUGGAAACCAGGUAUGGGUCCGGGGCCCAACCAUGACAGAAGAGCACAGUUUAGUGUUAAAAAUGGAGCAGAGAAAUGCUCUAUGUGCAGUGAGAAAGAUCAGGAGGAAAAGCGAAAACGAUACCUCUGUGACAAACAUAAAAAUGAAAAAGACUGUGUCCAUAAUGAAGAGUAUAACUAUAAACAAAGCAGUACUGAUAAAACGAAUGUAAAAUUUCCUGAUUUGGGAAAAUCUUAUCGAGAAGAUGGGCAGCAUAAUCAAAAUGGAUACAAUAGCGGAAGUUCAGACAAUAAAAAAUUUGUGAGCGAUUUAGCGAAAUCUAAGAAAUGUACUGUUAAUGAAAGUUAUUCUUACGAAAAUGAGUUGAGUAAUAUAAGCAGUAGUGAAGAAGAGGUUCCGGAAUGGAGUACUAACGAUGAUUUUGAGGAUGAAGAAUAUGACGAGAGUGUGACUGAGGCGUUCAGCUUGAAGUUACAAGAGGAAGCUCGGUCACAAUCAAGAGAUAAACAAUAUGACAGAAAAGAUUACAAGGAACAACAAAAGGAGUCGGUGAAGGUGAUAUCAUCAUCAUCAACAGCUUUGAGCACAGCAAAAACUCCACCAAUACCUGUGAUGAUGGAGCCAAAUGCAAAACUUUAUAGACAAUCAUUGAACAAUUUGAGAGAAAAACGCAAUUCAUUGAUACAACAACUACAGGAGAUCAACAAGGAGGCUACAGCACAUGAACACAAACUAGAGGAGCUGUCGGAAAGCUUGCCUAAUUUAUUCAGAUUUGAUCAUGUAGACUUUAAAGAGUUUGAUUCUGCUACCCUUAAAGAAGCUACGGUAUAUGCCAGUACGUUAAAACAUCCUGAACCACUCGAUACUGGUCCCUUUAGUUUAAAGAAAAUAGCACCAUCUAACGGCGAGAUAUUUGAGAGACUAGGAGCUAUUUCUGGAGUACCCCCUCGAUCUGUCAAUGACAGCAUUAUAGCCUCAUGGACGGCUGCUACUCUCAAAUACUCAGAGUAUCAGAACAAUACUGUAGAAACCAAUCAGACAGAGGCUCUCGCAAGUCAGGCUGCUUCAUCCGAGUCCAACAGUAAAACAACUUAUAAGAGCACGGCCAAUAGUUCUUCAAAUUGGAGUAAUGUAGAUCAGGAUUUUCCAUAUUGGAAAGAUGUUACUCAAAAUUUGGAUUCUCCUUUGACGACCCCUCCCAGCACCCCUUGUCCGGCCUCUGUCAACAACUCUUAUUGUGGUUUGAAGGCUAUGUCGGAGAAGGCCUCGGGCAGUUAUGAUCCUAUUUCUCAUAGGUCUAAGAACAUUGCCAGUAGUCAUAGGGCUGAAUCAGUGAACGGCACUUAUACGUCAACAUACGGUCAGCCGGAUUCAAAUAAGACAAGCACUUCUUCAGAUACAAGGUAUUAUGGUUCAAGGUCGUCAGUACAAGUUAACAGCUCUGUAAAUGCAGGGUUGCCUAUUAACCAUUCUGGAGGUUAUGAGGGAAGUACUGUCGUAAGUGCUGCGUCAUUGCCAUCUUCUGUACGAAGCUCUCAAAUGCUUGCAACAGUGUCGUCAUAUACAGUUAGCCCGUCACAAAUGGCCACUGCUUCAUAUACGGCUAGAAGUCAGCCUAUGAAGUAUUCAACAAGUUAUGAACCGCCAGCAGAAGCUUGUGGUCCAACGACAAGUUACUGGCCAACAACACCGUCUAAUCAGGGUUCGACCAUGAGCAUGUCGUCUUCAACAUCUUACCGUUCUUCUUCUCAGAUAUACGGUUCCUCUUCAGCUGCAACAUUUUACACAUCUUCUGAUAUGCAGUCACAACCUUCAUUUUCACGAUUCAUGAAUUUGAAUGAGGAAGAUGAUAUCCCAUUUAUAGAAGGGUCCCCCAUCAUAUCUAAAUACGGUCCCAUUUCCCGCGGCAUUAAAACUGCCCAGCAGACGGCAAUACAGGCUGAGAAUGCUGCCGAUGAUGAUGCUACGAAAACUGUACCAGUAACAGCAGUGACGCCACUAAAAGGGCCUCCUUUACCCAGCGCCCAGAGGGUACCCAGUAGGUUCACACAGCAGGAUGAUGCUGAACAAAAAACGAACAAAAAGAGUUCUUCCCCCUUAACUGCUUACGAGAAGUCCUACUCAUUAUGGACAACACAGCUUAACCUGUUGGAGCAGAAAGCAAAGAAGGCGAGCACAGAGGAUGAGAAACUCAGCGUAAAGUUACAGGCUGUACAGAUGCAGAUAGCUCUGAAAGAACAAGAGCUACAGCAAGCUCAGGUAACAGAGACUGCCAAGUGCUCAGAAUAUAUGAAGAACCGUCAUUGAUCAAGGUUGUCGCAGACUUAAUUCUAC
Molecule: messenger RNA, 4867 nt
Organism: Ruditapes philippinarum (Manila clam)
Lineage: Eukaryota; Metazoa; Mollusca; Bivalvia; Venerida; Veneridae
Exons: 18
Coding region: 20-4840 (1606 amino acids)
Molecular function (GO): metal ion binding
Source: RefSeq, a predicted model, not a curated record